UGUACCUUUUCGUUUCCUUUCUCUAUAUAGCAUAGCAUCCCAUUGAAAGAAAUUGUUCCAAACCUUUUAGUUUGUUAAUAUGGAGCAAGAAAAAGAGAAGAGAGAAGAAAGGGAGCAUGAGAAAUGGGUUUAUGAUGGUUCUGUGGAUUGUAAAGGCAAAGUUCCCCUUCGUGCUAAAACUGGUGUAUGGAUAGCUUCUCUCUUUGUCCUAACAAUUGAAUUUAGUGAAAGGGUAAGCUUCUUUGGAAUAGCUGCAAAUCUUAUAUCAUACCUAACUAAGGUGAUGCAUGAAGACCUCAAAACUGCAGCAAAGGAUGUAAACUAUUGGUCAGGAACAACAACCUUGAUGCCUCUAAUUGGUGGAUUUCUUGCUGAUGCUUACACUGGUCGAUUUCCUAUGAUCCUAUUUUCUUCCCUCGUCUACCUUUUGGGGUUAAUCCUGUUGACUAUGUCUCAAUACAUACCAAGUUUAAAGACAUGCAACACAAAGAAAUGUCUGCAGCCAAGAAAACUUCAUGAAGUAGUUUUCUUCCUUGCCCUUUACUGUAUCUCCUUGGGCACUGGAGGACACAAACCAUGCUUGGAAAGCUUUGGAGCUGAUCAAUUUGAUGAAGAUCACGUCGAAGAAAGGAAGAAGAAAAUGUCUUUCUUCAACUGGUGGAACUUUGCAUUGUGUUUUGCAUUGCUUCUUGGUGCAACAGUGAUUGUUUAUGUCCAAGACAAUGUUAGUUGGGGAGUUUCUUGUCUAAUUCUCACAAUUCUUAUGGCUCUAUGCAUCAUAGCUUUCUAUCUAGGGAAACCUUUUUAUAGGUAUAGAAGGCCAGAAGGAAAUACUUUAAAACCAAUUAUACAGGUACUAGUUGCAGCUAUAAGGAAAAGAAAAUUAUCCUGUCCUUCAAAUCCUGAUUUGUUCUAUGAAAUUCCAAAGUCAGAUAAGUCUCAAGGAAGGCUUCUAUGCAAUACUAGCAACCUAAGGUUUCUUGACAAGGCUGCAAUAUUAGAAGACACGCCUGUUAAUCCAAAACACAAUCCAUGGAGAUUAGCAACAGUGACAAGAGUUGAAGAAACAAAGCUUGUUCUUAACAUAAUCCCCAUAUGGCUAGCUUCAUUAACAACUGGAAUAACUUUAGCACAAGCUACAACACUCUUUGUAAAACAAGCAGCUUCAAUGAACUUGAAGCUAAGCGACAAUUUCACAAUCCCACCAGGUUCUGUUGUCUCUGUUACAGCAAUUGGCACCUUGAUAUUUGUUCCCUUAUAUGACAAAGUUCUUGUACCAAUUAUGAGAAAAAUCACUGGUAAUGAAAGAGGCAUCAGCAUCCUUAGAAGAAUUGCCAUUGGCUUAGCAUUUUCAGUCAUGGUUAUGAUUGUUGCAGCCUUAGUAGAAGCUAAGAGACUUAGAAUGCAUGAGCAAGAAAUUCUCAGAUCAGGAGAAACAGGAAAAAAUACUAUGAGUGUCUUUUGGUUAGUCCCUCAAUAUUUGAUCCUUGGUUUCGGUGAUUCAUUUUCCCUUGUUGGUUUACAAGAGUAUUUCUACGACCAAGUUCCUGACUCAAUGAGAAGCUUAGGAAUGGCAUUAUAUCUUAGUGUGAUUGGAGUUGGAAGUUUCUUAAGCAGUUUUCUAAUCACUAUUGUGGCUCAUGUGACAGAAAAGAAUGGUAAAAGUUGGAUUGGGAAGGAUAUAAAUUCAAGUCGUUUGGAUAGGUUUUAUUGGAUGUUGGCAAUUAUCAAUGCUUUGAAUUUGUGUGCUUAUCUCUUCUUAGCAAAGAGGUAUACUUAUAAGAGUGUUCAGAGGAUAGGUAAUGAAAUUGAUGCCGGUAAGAGUGAUGAUGGGGUAGACAUGAUGGCAUGAUGAGAGCUACAAUGGUUUGAUCUCGCAUUUAUAUUUUUUUGCUGAAUCAAGUGUCUUACAUUGUUUCGCCAAGUUUACAUUUGUUGUAUAUUACCUAAUGUAUGGCUUGCUAAAAUUAGA
Messenger RNA from Medicago truncatula (barrel medic), 1972 nucleotides. RefSeq names its product protein NRT1/ PTR FAMILY 5.6. Gene Ontology annotation, biological process: transmembrane transport. The record is from RefSeq and is a predicted model, not a curated record. Lineage: Eukaryota; Viridiplantae; Streptophyta; Magnoliopsida; Fabales; Fabaceae. The transcript is spliced from 4 exons. Gene Ontology annotation, cellular component: membrane. Gene Ontology annotation, molecular function: transmembrane transporter activity. The coding region runs from base 80 to 1852 and encodes 590 amino acids.